CGUGAAAUCAUUAGAAGUGACAGUGAGUCAAAGCAGUGUGCAGGUGGCCAGAGGUCAGACUGCCAUAUUGCCGUGUACCUUCACCACAAGCGCAGCGCUCAACAACCUGAACAUCAUCUGGAUGGUGACGCCUCUCUCCAACGCCAAUCAGCCAGAACAGGUGAUCCUGUACCAGGGUGGACAAGUGUUUAACGCAGCUGUCCAGUUUAAUGGGCGAGUCGGAUUUGUUUUGAUGAUGCCCAGCACAAGUGCCUCAAUCUUCAUCAACAACACUCAGCUUUCGGACACCGGGACGUACCAGUGCCUGGUUAACAACAUGCCGGACAGAGGGAGCAGGAAUAUUGGGGUUAUCGGACUCACUGUGCUUGUACCACCUUCCAUCCCCUCCUGCAGGAUUCAGGGGACUCUGGAUAUCGGCAGUGACAUUAUGCUGACGUGUAACUCUGACGAAGGCAUCCCCACACCCACCUACGCCUGGGAGAAGUUGGACUCUGUACCCAAACUGCCAGCGACGGCGAUGCAAGAUCGGAUGCAGGGGACGGUGAUGCUGCGGAAUAUCAGCACUGCCUCCUCCGGCCUGUACCAGUGCACGGCUUCCAAUGCCAUUGGGAAGAGCACCUGCCUUCUGAACAUGCAGGUCAUUUCGCCCCAGCCUCAGAGCGUGGGGAUAAUCGCUGGCACGAUCGCCACAGGGGUCCUCGCGGUCAUCAUCUGUCUCCUCCUGGUUGUUGUUGUAUUCUUCUACUGGAAAAACAGAAACAAAUAUGAGGAAGACGAAAUCCCCAAUGAGAUCAGGGAAGAUGACCUGCCCCCGAAGAGGUCUCCUUCUGUCAAAGCAUUCCAUGCCGAUGCCUCCUCUUCAGAAAACGACACCUUGACGUCCACAAACACAUACAACAGUCGCUACUGGCACAAUCCCAAACCCAGCUACGACACCAACUCCUACACACGCUAUAAUGGAGACACACAUAAGACCUUCUCCGGCCACAUGGGUGCCUCACCUGCCCGGCCCGCCUACGCCAAUGGCAGCCAUACACUUCCGCCACCCAAGACUCUCGUGGUCACCGCCCCCUCUCCACAGACCGUCGCCCGGGGGAACGGCUCAGUAACCUUGAAGCCACAGCCACAACACAAGCAGCACACGCAUUCCUAUGCUGUCAGCCAGGCCACGCUAGAGAGAAUGGGUGCUGUGCCUGUCAUGGUACCACCGCAGAGCAGAGCAGGAUCUUUAGUAUAAACUUUAAAAAAAAAUUGCAAAUGGAUUUUAUCAUAGAGUUCAUCUAAUGCCAACUUUCCAAAUGUACUACUGUGACUACAGCAUGUGGCUCUUCCUUUUUUUUUUAAAUACUGUAAAAAUGUAUGUAAGACAAAGGGGGAUGGAGAAAAGGUGCAUUAAUUACACUGUUACUGCACAUGCAGUUACUGUAUGCAAUUAUAGGCAAUGGUUUUGCUUGUUCUAUUACAUUACAUAGAGUUUUGUAGUUAGGAUUUAGUGACAGUGUGAAUAAUGGCACUUAAAACAGUGUUACACUAUUUUGAAGCAGUCUUUUAAACAAGCUACAAAGGUUUUAAGCUACCAACAAAAAUACUUACAAGAUGAGCAAAAAAGUUACGGACUAACACCAGAAUGUGGUACUCUGUUCGUAGUGUAAAUAAAAGCAUACUUUGCAUGUUGUUGUGUCAAAAAAGCAGUUGCUACAAACAUGAAUAAGGGUUGGAGUAAUGGUUGUAAUGGUUACUAUUGGUUAGUGGUGCUGAAAAGUGCCAUACAUUUCAAUGAAUCCCUCCGUAUUUCAGUGAGUAGUAUAACAUUGGAAAUCGCUGCUACACUUCAGGAUUUUCAAGAGUUAUAUACAUAUAAGCAGAAGGGGUUCCUGCAUAUGUCACCACAGGAUGAAUGUUUUCUUAUUUUACUAAUUUAUGUUUGUAAAUUUAACAUUUAAAUAUAUUGUAGAGCUUUAGUAAUGGAAAAAAAAAAAAAAAAACAACAACUAAAGUUUAUCAGUAUUAAAAAAAAGUUAAAAAGUUAACUUUUCAAAUCAAUGCAAAAACAUCAAUCCUUAUUACAAAUAUAUUAAGGUCUCAUAACACUAUGAGACUAAUCUCUAGUUUUGAUUACAAUUUCUGUGUCCAGUGGGGAUAGUCCUCAUGUCUUAAUUUUAAAAAGAUUGUUUUAUUUUUAAGUGAGAAGCAUUUUGAACAUGUUUUCUCUGAAGACAUGGUGUUCUUCUAUUUUUGUAACUAGGUAACUUGAAAGUUAACCAAAAGUUGGUGGUGCCAGUUAUUGUGCUGUCGCAGAACUGAAAGGGUCUCAGAAUUUAUUUCUUCCUUUAAAAAUGGAGACAGCUCCAUUAUUUUUCUAUAUCCUCUGUUUGAACUAUUUUUUUUUUUUUUUACUUUUGAAUGUCUUAAGAGGAAAAUACAGAACUAUGGCAGUAACGUGUUCUGAGAUUUAAUAAUACAACAACUAUAUAUAUUUUGUUUCAUAAAAUGCACAAGAUAUAGGGUAUAAUUUGGUAAUGUUUUGGUUUUUUUUUUUUCAAAGUAUUCAUUACAAAACUCUUGCCAAAAAUUGCUGUUUUCAGUUUCAUUUUUUAACCUAAUUCUGCUGGCCUGGGUUAAAUUUGGACAGGCUCUUGUUGUCACUGACAACCACAGGCCAAGCAGAGCAAACAUUUCCAUUUUAUACAUUGAUACAGUCAACGUUGAAAUUCACCAAAACAGUAGUUUAUUAUACAAGUUCUUUAUAUUGUCUGUAAUAAAGAAAGAACAGGUCUGCUGUGUUGCUUAUUAUGCUCAGUAUAUUCAACUGGAGGACAUGUGAUUGGUAGAAUGCUCAUUUUGAUGCUUAUCAGUUGAGAGCUUGUCUCUGCUAAUUUUAAGAUUUGUUUUAACUAAAAAGUACAACUUUAUCAUGAUACUGCAGUUGAUUAAUUGUACUGCUAAAAAAAACAAACAAACAAAAACAAACAAAACAAAAUGGUUAAACCUCUUA
Polyodon spathula (Mississippi paddlefish) is the source of this 2995-nucleotide messenger RNA. RefSeq names its product immunoglobulin superfamily member 11 (gene igsf11). The record is from RefSeq and is a predicted model, not a curated record. Gene Ontology annotation, molecular function: ionotropic glutamate receptor binding. The transcript is spliced from 6 exons. Bases 122 to 1237 code for a protein of 371 amino acids. Gene Ontology annotation, cellular component: cell-cell junction. Gene Ontology annotation, biological process: homophilic cell-cell adhesion. Lineage: Eukaryota; Metazoa; Chordata; Actinopteri; Acipenseriformes; Polyodontidae.